UACGCUUUCAUUUCUUCUAUCUUGCAUUUUUAGCGCGGCGUUGGAUUGGCCCUUACCACCGGAAGAGCAAACCACUGGAUAAUUUAAUGUACUAUCGACGUACUGUCAAUCUCUGGUUAGGUCUAUGUUGCAUAUGUACAGUAAUUAGUGAGCUUGAUGAUACCUAUGAUUGGAAUAUGCGUGAUUGCGGAAUCGUGGUUUUGCAGGAUGACGUGUCGAUUAGAUCUCGAAGCCCGGUUCAAUACCAACACGAAGCCAAUGCUGAUAUUAUUGGUCUCGUCCUGUUGCAUACGUUGGACCAGUGGCAUUCUGGGAGACAGUAAUAUUGUAGUCUUAAUCUAUGCUGGGUAGAUUUGGACCUAGCUGUCAUCAGUAACCGAAAAUAUAU
Molecule: messenger RNA, 388 nt
Organism: Paecilomyces variotii
Lineage: Eukaryota; Fungi; Ascomycota; Eurotiomycetes; Eurotiales; Thermoascaceae
Exons: 1
Coding region: 87-323 (78 amino acids)
Source: RefSeq, a predicted model, not a curated record